This is a messenger RNA of Trifolium pratense (red clover), 3465 nucleotides long. Its product is annotated as probable disease resistance protein At5g66890. NCBI's taxonomy places the organism in Eukaryota, Viridiplantae, Streptophyta, Magnoliopsida, Fabales, Fabaceae. Gene Ontology annotation, molecular function: ADP binding. The record is from RefSeq and is a predicted model, not a curated record. Gene Ontology annotation, biological process: defense response to fungus.
AGUUAUCCUUGAUAAACAUCUCAACAUAUAUGAAAACAAUUUGACUUUAUUAUAUCUAUUGUUACAAGAGCUUAAUUAAGUUGUUUAUCCAAAUAGGACAUUAGUCUUGUGAAAUUACUUACUUGUUUUUUUUUUUUUUAGUUAGGAGUAUUGUGUGACAUGGAUUUUGUGGCCUAAAAUGAGUGGUUUUUUAGUUUCUGGACAUGUUGAUUCAAAUAAGGCUUAAUGUGGUUGGAAUCAUGCAGUAAGUUUUGCGUUCAUGUUUCUUACUGCAUGGGUUGAUUCGAAUCAUAGGAAAACCUCACAAAGGUCGAAUCAAAUCAACCCUGAUUUUUGUCUAUAAGUAUAUCAGAUUUUUAUUUCAAUUGUGACAUCACCAAAAUAGGGAAAUUUUAGGGAAACUUAUGGGUUAAGGGUUGAGAGCUUUUGGGUGAGAAAUUAAGGUUGAGAAACAAAUUCUAAACACCUUGGAUAGUGAGAUUUCACUAGAGAAAGGAUCUAAGUUUUUUCUCUUGUUUUCUUGAGUUCUUGUGGGUUGAAAGAAGGAAGGCAAAGGGGUUGAAAUUAGGGUUUGUUGAUCUUGAACUCUUGAAGUAGACUCAUUGAUAGUAGAUCAAAGAGCUGCUCUCUCCUCCAGACAUAGGUCAAUUUAGGCCGAAUUGAGUAAACAAUCUUGGUGUGUUUGUUUCUCUACUUUCUUUAUCUUUGUUCUUAAUUUGAUUGUAGAUUUUCUAUACACUUAGGUUGCUAGAUUUGUUCUUGGUUGGAUUGUUGUUGCUUGGACUAUUUGGUUGUGAUUACCAUUGUUAUUUGUUCCAAAUUUCUUGUUUGAUUCACAGAAAGAGUGUUUGAAUUCACAACACAUUUAAGUUGAAAUAGUAUCAAACCUUAUGUUAUGGAUGGAUUGAAAUGAAAUGGAAUCACAUUAACUUUCCUUGUCUGGAUUGUUAAUGACCACAUUGUAUUAGCUUUAGAUGAGGGGAUUAUUCCCAAUUAAAAUACAUUUGUGGUUAUUCAUCUUUUGAAAAGUCUACAUAUUUACGGGGAAGUUAAAUGAGAAGGCUUUUCACAAAAGGAAAAAAAUUAAUGAUGAAAAAAUCGAUUUCAUGAUACGGAUUGAACCUAACUCCACCUCAAAACCAUGGUUCAAAGGGGAGGAUUGUCCAAUCCUAUAUAAACCCUCACACCGGAUUCAUUAACUGACUUCAAAUUGAGAUUGGAUAGCAUAGCAUGGAACUUUAUGUAGUUUCAUUCUAUCAUCUCUUUUUUACUCUAAUUUCCUAUUUCAUUUUAAUACAUUCCAUUCUUUAUGAUUGAGAAAGUUAUAUUUUUUUUUACUAGGCAAGUUUGGUGGAAACAUCUUCUUUGUUACCGUCUCAAAAACUCCCAACUGGAAGAUCAUUGCACAGACGCUAUUUGAAUACUGUGGACGUCGGGUGCCUGAGUUUAAUAACGAUGAAGAUGCAAUUAACCGAGUGAAACAUCUGCUGAGCAAAGUUGGUAGAAAUCCAAUAUUAUUAGUCUUGGAUGAUGUUUGGCCUGGCUCAGAAUGCCUUGUUGAGAAGUUUAAAUUUCAAAUGGCAGAUUAUAAGAUUUUGGUGACUUCAAGGGUUGCAUUUAGAAGAUUUGGCACCCCAUUCCCAUUGGAUCCACUUGAUCUUGAUCAUGCAGUGUCCCUUUUCCAUCACUAUUCUCAAUUGAAUGAAAGCAGCUCAUACAUGCCGGAUAAAAAUCUUGUCCGUGAGAUAGUGAAAGGUUGUAAGGGUUCGCCGCUGGCGCUUCAGGUCAUUGCUGGAUCACUCUGUAAGCAGCCUAUUGAGAUAUGGAAAAAUAUGAAGGAACAUUUUCAAAAUCAAUCCAUUCUGGAGUCUAAAAGAUAUUUUCCGAGUGAUAGCACUGACACUGACUUGCUUUGUCGCCUUCAACAAAGUUUGGAUAUAUUGGAGGAUAUCAAUGAGAAGGAGUGCUUUGUGGAUCUAGGGCUAUUUGCUGAAGACCAGAGGAUCCCUGUUACUGUCCUCAUUGAUAUGUGGGCGACACUGUAUAACCUAGAUGAAGAUGGUACACAAGCAAUGGCCAUUGUCCAUAAUUUAAACACUAGGAAUUUGAUUAAUGUCAUAGCUACAAGGAAAGUUGCAACAGAAACAGACAUGUACUACAAUAACCACUAUGUCAUGAUGCAUGAUCUCCUCAGAGAACUAGCGAUCCAUCAAAGCAAAGAAGAACCAUUUGAACAGAGAAAAAGAUUGACCAUUGACUUGAAUGGUGAUCGUCCCAAUUGGUGGAUAGUACCGGAUCAGCAAGGAAUGAUUAGUCGUAUGUACUCAUUCAUCACCGGAAUGUUGGUAAAACAGAAGCAACUAAAGGUUUCUGCCCGUAUAUUGUCUAUAUCAACUGAUGAAACAUUUUCUUCGGAUUGGUGUGACAUGCAACCUGAUGAAGCUGAGGUUCUGGUUUUGAAUCUUCGAUCUGACCAGUACUCAUUACCAGAUUCCACCCAAAAAAUGAGUAAACUGGAAGUUUUAAUAGUCACAAACUAUGGUUUUCAUUGUUCUGAAUUAACCAAGUUUGAGAUGCUUGGUUUUUUAUCAAACUUGAAAAGAAUAAGGUUGGAGAAAGUUUCUGUUCCUUGCCUAUGCAUAUUGAAGAAUCUGCAAAAAUUAUCCCUUCACAUGUGUAAUACAAGGAAUGCUUUUGAAAGCUGUGAUAUCCAAAUUUCAGAUGCUAUGCCAAAUCUAGUGGAAUUGAGCAUUGACUAUUGUAAAGAUUUGAUUAAAUUGCCUGAUGGAUUGUGUAACAUAACCACAUUGAAAAAGCUCAGUAUCACCAACUGCCACAAUCUUUCUGCAAUGCCUCACGAUAUUGGAAAGCUGGAGAAUUUGGAAGUGCUAAGGCUUUGUUCCUGUUCUGAUUUAAAAGAGAUGCCAAAAUAUGUUGCAGGCCUUAACAAGCUAUGUUGUCUCGACAUCUCAAACUGUGUGAAUCUUUCAAAAUUACCUAAAGAUAUUGGUGAGUUGCAAAAGCUUGAGAAGCUCUCAAUGAAGGGUUGCUCAAACUUGAGUGGAUUGCCUAAUUGUGUCAUAAAAUUUGGAAAUUUAAAGCAUGAAAUGCAUGUGAUCUGCGACGAAGAACGUGCUGCCUUAUGGGAACAGUAUCCCAACAUUCCCAAUCUAAGGAUAGAUAUGCUUAAGGAAGAUAUUAACUUAAAUUGGCUUCAUAGAACUCGUUCCUGAGUGUUGAUUCAUGAAGAUAAAGUGACUUGAACUUGAAGUCAUGUUGAUACUUGUAAACAAUGUUGCUUACCCAUAAUAUAUGUUUUCCUGUUUAUCAUGUUGUCCAUGUAAUUGUGAUGAUUUAUGUUGGACUGUACUGUAAAUGUAAUAUACAUAGUUGAGAAGCAUGGUAGAGCUCAACAAGUAGAAAGGUGAAUUUUUGAAUUGAAUAAAUGGGAAAAAAUGAUUAUAA